Molecule: messenger RNA, 921 nt
Organism: Humulus lupulus (European hop)
Lineage: Eukaryota; Viridiplantae; Streptophyta; Magnoliopsida; Rosales; Cannabaceae
Product: protein DETOXIFICATION 45, chloroplastic-like
Exons: 6
Coding region: 1-831 (276 amino acids)
Cellular component (GO): chloroplast
Source: RefSeq, a predicted model, not a curated record
AUGCUCUUACUCUGGUGGAAUGUAUCAGAGCUUACCGCAUUAUCAUUAAGCAAUGGUAGUAGACCUUUUGAUGUAAUAGCAGAAAGAAAACAAUUACCAUCCGUGUCCAUAGCUUUACUGCUAGCUGUUAUGAUUGGUACUUUUGAGGAUUUAGCCUUGUCUUUGGGAUCUGGCUUGUUUCUAAAUAUCAUGGGAAUAUCAUCAGAUUCACCCAUGCGGGCUCCUGCUCAGCGUUUUCUUUCACUAAGGGCUCUCGGUGCUCCUGCUGUUGUAGUGUCUUUGGCUCUUCAAGGAGUUUUCCGUGGGUUUAAGGAUACAAAAACUCCUGUUUUAUGUCUAGGUAUUGGGAAUCUUUUAGCUGUGAUUUUGUUUCCCAUACUUAUGUAUUCUUUCCAAAUGGGUGCAACUGGUGCAGCAAUUUCCACAGUUGUGUCUCAAUAUGUUGUCACCUUCUUAAUGCUAUGGUUUCUAAAUAAGAGAGCAAUACUACUGCCUCCAAAGAUGGGAUCAUUACAAUUUGGAGGAUACAUAAAAUCUGGUGGUUUUCUUCUUGGAAGAACUCUUGCUGUUCUAACAACCAUGACUUUGGGGACAUCAAUGGCUGCUCAUCAGAUAUGCAUACAAGUAUGGUUGGUUGUUUCGCUUCUGGUUGAUGCCCUGGGUGCAUCUGCACAGGUAUUAUCUCUUUCUUUGACUUAUAUUUCUUGCUAUAAUGUUUUGAUCCUACUAAAGUUGCCCAAGUUUUGGACCACUAGUUUUGGCAAAGUUCUGCUUAUUAUUAUUGUUUUUUUUUUUUUGCUCAUACUAGUCAAUAAUAGAGGGAUACUUUAGUUUUAAAUCUGUUGAAAUUUCUCUCUGCAUAGUCAGCAUCUGCACAUGAUUUGUCUCUGUUGAUUUAUGAGUUGUUUACUUGUAGGCUUU